This is a messenger RNA of Varroa destructor (honeybee mite), 7381 nucleotides long. RefSeq lists its product as uncharacterized. Lineage: Eukaryota; Metazoa; Arthropoda; Arachnida; Mesostigmata; Varroidae. The record is from RefSeq and is a predicted model, not a curated record. Gene Ontology annotation, cellular component: nuclear pore. Gene Ontology annotation, molecular function: structural constituent of nuclear pore; protein binding. Gene Ontology annotation, biological process: RNA export from nucleus; protein import into nucleus.
CGCGUUCGAAUGUCCCGAAGUGUUAGAAGAGCGGGCAGAGUCGUUUCUAAUUAGUGGCAAACCCAGAACGUGCAGAUAGAAGAUCGUGUCAAAACGAAGCCCAUAACAUUACGUAUUCAAUGGCGUCCAUGACGCCCACUUCAGACGUGUUCUUCACGUCCAGCCGGAACGUGGCUCUUGGCUCUCCUGAAGAAGCGGCGUCGUUCGAUUUGCUAGCGACUAAUCUUGUCGCCACGUCUGACAGAUUCGGCCUCGUGUUUGUGGCGUCAAAUAAAGAACUGAAAUGCACAACGGUCUCUGCCAUCCAGAAAGAGGACAAUCCAGAGGCGCGGCUACCAGAGGUCACGAAUCACGCAUUCGUUACUAUUCCAGUUGGAGGUGCCAUAAGCGGAGUGUUUCUGAGUUCGGAUGAUUUACUUUUAGCUGUGUGUUCAGAGAAGGCUGGUCUUUUGUUCUGCCAUCUUUUUGACGUUCGUGUUUUCGCUCCUCAGGCCUCACUGCUUGGUGGUAAUGCCUCUAUUGGACCAGUGCAUUCUUUUCCACUAUCAAACGUCCCUGGUGUCCAACUUACGGAUUUUUCAUUCAACCCGGUUACCGUAGAAAUGUUUGCAGUAGUAACUUCAGACGGAGUAACCACUAAUUAUGAACUGGGCACCCAGAUCACACCGGAACUCAAGAUCCACGGCAGGAUUGCCAUUGGAGCUACAUGCUGUUCAUGGUCUCCCAAAGGCAAACAACUGGUGGUGGGCAAAGCAGAUGGUAGUUUAGUCCAGCUGAAGCCGCAGCUGACUGAGGUGAAAACUAUUCCACCGCCAGUUUUGCCUAAUCGACCCGGUUCGUAUAUAGCAAAAGCAAUUUACUGGAGCGCGAGUACAGUGUUUUUCGUCUCUCAUUGGUACGAUUCUACUUCCCUUCUCGUCGUAACGACACUGCAGAAGAAUCGACCCACAUCUUACGUCGAGUUCGUUGAUGCCUGCCUUCAAAACCUUGACGCAGAACAAUUCAGUCGCGUAUAUUUCUGCCCUGUCCCAUCCUGGAAUUUGGUAGUAGUACUCUGCCGAAACUCAACAGAGGUAGCCGUUUUUCAACACAGCGAAGAUCGACUUCAAUGGACCGCGUUGGAUUUAGAGAAUGGGCGAGCGAGUCUACCAUUCGUCAAUCGAUCUGACACCUAUCCCAUCGGAGCGCAGAUCUGUAACGCAAGCACGUUUGUCAUUGAAAAGACGAACCAUCCCCCAAGGCCGCCUUCGCCGCUAUUGGUAAUACUAAAUACCAGGGGUGUUAUAGUUCCUUUCCAUCUUGUUAACUUGAAAGGGUCGUCCGCCGUUCAUCCGCCGGAGGACCUAAAAGCGGACGGACUGCGAAGGAUGUUACAACCGAUUUGUCCUGCUCAGACGGUCGUUCAGGCUCAACAGCAACAGAUUGAAGUAGAACAUGUUCAGGUUAGCGGACCAACCAUUGCCACUCAAGCAGCUCCUAGACAUUCGAAUUUUUUCGUAAAGGAAGCGCAGGACACUGCACCAGCGGUGGCCGCUUUCGGGUCAAUAACGGAAACGCCGCGAGCACCAGCAAACACUGCGGCUGUUGCAAGUAAGUUGAAGGUUAACCUACUCAAACAAUUUGAUGCUAUGAAUACGCUGCACAAACCCCAGCCGGAACUACGACGACGUCCAGAUGAAUUCAGCGACAAUCAGGUUGAUUUAAACGAAGGCCAACAAGCAAGUUCUGCAGCUAAUUGUAGUAAGCCUGACACAUCUCAAGUCACGCCAGCUUUCGGAACCACAAACUUCAAUUUUAAUACACUUGGAGUGACCCCGAGUAAAACUAUUGGUCUUCCACCUUUAGCGCAAUCGACUCCUAAGAUCGAGGUGGUGUCCACGAGUUUGCCUGAGACUACUUCCAGCAAACCAGCGACUGUUCUAUCUCGCAGUUCGACAACAACAGCGGGAAAGAAUCCGGACUGUGGUCAGGCGGGUUCGGUCGUUCCGAGGGGACCAGGAGAGAUGUCUGGCAAAGGGGAUGAAUUCCUUAGCCAAGAGGCGCUCUCGAAUGCGUUCCUCAUGGAACUCGACACUUUUACGAAGGAAUUAGCCACGUUGCGUGUCGAAUCAGAACGCGUAAUUGAAACUCCUAUUGGUGAUGACGGAGAAGUGUCUGCGAUUCGUAAACAAACGAAACAACUUACUCAGAAAACUUUAGACGUUUGCAGUAAUGUGAAGUUAAUGUCCUCAGCGAUUCAAGAGACUGAAUCAGUGUAUCUCGAUGCUUUGGCGUGUGGACUUCACGCCCAACGUCUGGUGUCGGCCAAAGAAACUCGGUUGAGCCGAAUGGAUCCUGUUACAGAAGCGACCUUAAAACAGGCCAAAGGUCUGGCACAGUACCUUGAGCGUCAACUUGUGGUUGCUAAUCGUUGGCUUGACGAGGCGGUCGAAAAGUUUGAAAACGAAAAAAAUAACAAGCGUCGUUUACCGACGAUAGAAGCGUUGUUACGUACCAUUUUAGCGUGCGAUAAAACCGUCGAGGUGCUUAAAACAGACCUUGAAACCAUUCGGGCUAAGGUCGAUUCCGUAAAACGAAUACGCAGUCUGCGAGGUCGCCGAGAUGUAGAUCUGAGCUUACUUGCGAACUCCCUUCUCAAAACCAACAUCAGUUCACCCGAAGAGUCGACAACAAGCCGAUCCAACGAUCGAACUCAAAGUCCGGAGAUCUCUGCUCUAAAACUCGCGUCGCUGCGAGAAUACUUGGCACAACGCCCGCCAACGGUGGUAACACCAACCCGUUUAAGUCAUGCGUCCGAGUCUAUGAUAAUGUCUCGUCUCAAUAUGAUCCUCGAGCAAUCGCGAAUUGACAAACAGCGUCUGACGGCACCCGGAAGUCCAAUUCUGACCGAGCCUAUUGAACAGAAGUCGACUGCCGAUAGAGUGCAGCCGGUCUUGAUGGAGAGCAAUACAGCCCGAGAAUCUUUAGGUGGUUUACUGGGCCUAAGAGUUCAAACGCCAGCUAUACAAUCGACGCCCCUGCGGCCGACACUUAGCUGUGUAACCGACACGUCUGCUGACAACCAAAACACCUACUUAAAGGGUAUCGGUCAAAAAUACGCGCCAAAGACGGAGCCUGUCAGUCCUCCAGAACCUUCAUCCAUGAUCACUAAAGUAGGCAUGGAACAGACGCUUGCUACUCUCUCUCCGUGUAAGCCGUUUGCUAUUGAAAACAAAAGUGGGCGGCAAUCUGGCAAAGGAAUUCUUGGAGUCAAAUCACAAGGCAACCCCAACAAAACUGUAACAUUCUCGUCUCUUCCCACUUCUUCGAAGCCCGAAGACAAGAGUAUCGGAUCAGGGCCAUUUAAUCUCGGAACACCUUCUUCGGUAAGGCCCCCGUUAGACUUUAAUACUACUCUAAACUCUACAGGAGGUACUGCAAAAACAAGUCUACAGUUUGGAUAUACAAAGGGUGCCCAUGCUUCAAAAACAGAAGAUAAACCUGGUUCUAGUGAAUUCAGGGUUACCUUACCUAACGUCAGUUCCAUCGGAGAACAAAGCAAAGGUCCUGUUGGAACUUUAGAGUCAAUACCUAACCCAACUGGAAGCUUAUUUUCCUUCAAAACGCAAGACAAAAUCCCCUUCCACUUUACUGCUACUUGUACACAGGAUUCAUACGAAGCAAAUAAGGUUGGGGCGAAGCCCCAAGAAUCUAAAAUUCCAUUUUCAAAUAAGCUGGAUGCGUCACUACCGGGUCAGGUUGAAGAAAAGCCAACGUGUGGCACAUCAGGAGAAAAGUCGAAUGAAUUGCCUAAGACCUUUACUUUUGUAGCAGGCACAAAAAGCUCUACCAGUUCGCUUGGCAAAGGUUUCAGUGCAGUCUCAUCUCCAUUUAGCUUUGGAACGCCAGCAACUGGAGAUGCGGCUCCAAGCCCCGAAAUUUCGGCAGAACACAAUAAGGAAAAUACAGGUAACGGGUCAAAGCUCGAAUCGCGUGUUGAAUCCUUUACAUUUUUGGCACCUUCCAAAACCCAGGGUACUCUACCAGCGGCUAGCAGUUCAGCUAAAGGAAAUGCGCUUUUUUCUGCGGAAAGUACAUCUUCCUUUGGAAAUAUUUCUUCUGUCGCUGCUUCAAAAGUUGUUGGUGAACAGGAAAAGUCUCGAACCGAGACAUCUAAAGUUCCUGACGCCUUAAAAAGUCCUUCUCAGAAUAAUACUGUUCUUACUUCGUCCAGUGGAGGGAACUCUAUUUUCGCUACCGGAUCUACUUUUUCGUUCUCAAGCCCCCUACAAUCCGCCAACAAAUCUGGUGAUAAUGCCGCUAAGUUGAGCGCAUCACCCCAAACGAACGGUUUGUUCGGUAAAACUACGUCGGGUGGAGUCUUCGGCAUCACUGGCGGAUCAACGUUCGGUGCAACUUCCGGCGGUGCGUCUUUCUUUGGAGGCGCCUCUACAGGCACAACCUCAACUUUCAAUUUUUUCAGUUCCUCAAACAGUAGUACUACAGCCAUUCCUCCCACUUUAACUUCCUCCACACCUUCACCAGCUACGACUAAACCGUCAACGGUAGCUCUUAGUACAGUGGCAUCGAGUGAUGCCUCUUCUCCUCCGGCUAUUACUGUCACAACCACAACUGUUUCAACAACUAGUUCCACUGCAACAACUACCCCACCUCCAAUCACAUUGUCACUCGGACCAGCCGUCAGUGCGGCAGAGACCGUCGUGGCAUCAUCCUCAGUCCCAGCCACUUCACCAGUCAUAUGUGUGACACCGCUAUCAGCCGAAUCAACAGCCGCUAAAGAAGCAGCUACCUCAUCAGGUCGCAGCCAAAUAUCGACGGCAGAGAGUUCCUCUACCUCGAUAGAGACCAGCUCAGCAACAACUGUUACAUCAACAUCCACAACAACAACAACAACAACAACAACAACAACAACAACAGCAGCAGCAGCGGCAGCAGCAGCAGCAACGUCAACAACAGCUGCGACGAUUACACCAGUCGGAUCAACCACAGAAGUAACACCUACAACUACGCCUGCUCUUGGGGGGUCAUCAAUGUUUGCUACACCUGCCACGGUUGGGGUACCGUCGUCGGCUACAGGUUCAGCGUUGUUUGCUCCUUCCACUGAAAUGUCGCCAGUACACACUUUUGGGGGGUCCGCAAUGACAACAACUAAUGCGAAUGGUGGAAACACUUUUGGGGUGACUUCACUGACACCAACAUCAGUAAGCUCUUCUGCGACUGUGGCACCAAUAUUUGCUGCUGGUGUGGGUGCAGGCACAACGAACACCUUCGGAGCCUCCCCGGUUACUUCAACGCCUGCAUUUGGGGUUGUCGCAGCAGCUACCACCGCGGGUACGUCUGCGCCUCCUUUCGGUACUGCUUCAGCGCCUAAUUUUGGGACUCAAGCUAGUGGGCCUACAUUUGGACCUACCACAUCGAUCUUCGGUGCGCCUGUUACAAACCAGAAUCAACAAGCAACCACAUUAGCAUUUGGAACACAACAGGCUGCACCCGUUCCUUUAUUUGGAUCUCAGCCCACUGCUCCGGCCUUUGGACAAGCCAAUACAGGGGGAGUAUUUGGAUCUCCACAGACAAGUAAUCAGCAGACCGCUACGGGUUCUCCGUUUGGAACACAGAACACGUUUGGACAACAGCCCACUCAGCAGUCCUCUGGUAGAGGAUUGUUUGGGAAGCCGUUCGGACAAUCGGCAGGAUCUCUUUUUGGGCAAAAGAGUGUGUUCGGUACUCCUUCGGAGUCUACAUCAUUGUUUGGUGGGAGUGCCUCCGGAGGCUGUAGCAGUUUCAUGAGUGGACUUGGCCAACAGGGCGCAGCUAGCCCGAGCAAAAACGUUUUUGGAGGCGGAACCUUUGGACAAAACGCUCAACAGACAAACAGCCUUUUCGGAUCGGGAGGAGCUACGUCGUUUGGUGGGCCAGCUCGAGGUGGAUUCAGUUCCUCACAAACUACAGCAGGGGCUUCGCAGAGCACCCCAGGAUUCACCGCCUUUUCUUCACAGUCACCCACUCAGGCUCAACAAAUCACCUUCGGUGGAGCACCUACUUUUGGUGGAUCUCCAGGGGGCUUUGGCUGUGCUCCACUAUUCGGGUCCGGUCCUACGUUCGGGUCAGCUUCGAGUUUCAGUACAACUGCAUCGACCGCUAGUUGCUUCGGUAGCGCAGCUUCCAAUGCCCCAUCCUUUGGCGCUUUAGCCCAGGGUCAGACAUUCGGUGGCGUUGCAGCAGGUGGACUUAAUGCAUUCGGAGGCCCCGCCUCCCCACAACAGCAACAACAACCGACGUCGAGCCCUCAAGGUCCUGCGUUUACCCAGUAUCGCGGUUAACUUGUUAACAAUGGAUAGAAAACGAUAAUGUUGUCUAUUUGCCUGACUAAAGUGGAUUAAGUGUAUGAAUAUUCCAAAUUUACGAAAAAACUACACAUGCCUUCCAAACGUGCGCUCGUCGAAUCGAAAACAUAUUCUCCGUAUGGAAAUAAACAUUGAUAUAAAUGUGUUGAAUAUGAACCUUUUGUCCGGAUAGCUAACCGUGUAUUUAUGACGUUAUUGCAUACUUAAAAAAGAAUAUGUCAAAUUAUCGCGACGGAGACGGGGUUUUUGAACGGUUGAACUAUGCUCACGUUGGAUAGGAUUUUUAAUAAAAACAACAUCAUUUUCUUAUGCGCACCUGUAAUGUUUACUCUAUAGUAAAAGAUUUACAAUAUCAGUUGUUGUGCGCAUAGUGUUCGCCUUUGCGUACCCAUUUGUAAUGUAAAAGGUUAUUAUAAGCAGCAAUGGUAGCCUCAGCUCAUAAUGUUUCUUUUCGUUUUUUCAAAAAAUGCUGAAACAUAUGUCGACUAGCUUAACCUGAACAGUUGAUUUACUGAAAUAUUCUACAGUACAGUACGUGUAUAUUCAAUAGUCUUCGAUGUAAUACAUAAUGGAAUCCAGUGCUCGAAAUAGGUCUGUGAGAAGAACUGUGACACUCUUUAAUGCGAGAACACAUACAGACAUGCGAAGUUUCUACAUACUUUUAUACAAGGCACAAGUACGUAUAUUCUACAAAAGGUGUACGUCACGUGUGCAUAAAAAAGAUAAGUUACAAUAUAAUGUGCGAACACUGAGGAACACGUAAGAACUUAUCCGCUGUAGAAGACGCUACAAAGUUUCUUUACAAAGUACAUGCGAAGCCAGAUUCUGGCAAACCCGGAGGAAGUGUAUGCUAUCAGGUAAACCAAUAUUCACUCUUACAUUUUUGUUUUACGCAAUACGUCAGAUUUAAAAGUUAUACAAAUACUGUAUAUAAGCUAUUUCUGGGUCAGUUUCGCACAACUUCACUGCUGGUAACAACAUCUGCACCAUAUCGUUCCAUGUACAUGAUUUAGGGGAAAGGAAUACACAUUAACUAA